AUGUCUGGAGAAAAGAUCUACGAAGGUGUUUUCGCCGUCCAUAAACCCCAAGGAGUUACUUCCGCCGAUGUCAUCCGCACCCUCCAACACCAUUUCAACCCUUCGAAGCUCUUCAAGCCUUGGUUAGAAACCGAGCGCGCUCGCCGAGACCGCGAAAGCAAAAACCAGCGCAGACGGCGCCGCACGCAACGCCUGGAUGUCAAAAUCGGUCAUGGAGGAACCCUCGAUCCUCUGGCAACCGGUGUGUUAGUCACCGGUGUCGGCAAAGGUACCAAACAGCUCCCUGACUUCCUGGGAUGUACAAAAACCUACGAAACAAUUGUACUUUUCGGGGCCGAGACAGAUACCUACGAUCGGUUGGGCAAGGUCGUCCGGCGGGCUCCAUAUGAGCAUGUUACGCGCGAAAUGGUUGAGAAGGCGCUGGAGCAGUUUCGGGGAAAGAUCAUGCAACGCCCACCUAUCUUUUCGGCCUUGAAGGUCAAGGGCAAGCCGCUUUAUGAAUACGCGCGUGAGGGCAAGGAGCCGCCGAUUGAGAUCCAGGAGAGACCCGUCGAGGUGACGGAUCUGCGUAUUCUCGAGUGGUAUGAGCCUGGUACACAUGACUUCAAAUGGCCUGAACAAGAGGCCGCUGCUGAGGAGAAGGCGGUCGCCGAGAAACUCCUCGCGAGAGAUGAUGCUCUACCUGUUGCGCCGUCCGCCGAAGCUGCAGGAUCAGCCGAGAAGACAGUCGAGCAAGAUGCUUCGGCUUCGACAAAACGCAAGACACCACCCCCUCCGGAUAGCCCCAAUGCAGCUGAAGAUAAUGCCCCAGUCACGACCGAAGGUGAGAAAUCUCCGGCCGUGAAGAAGCAGAAGGCUGCUGAAGGCGAAGCGGUCCCGGCACAGACCGAGCAAUCGUCGUCAAAUGCCCCAGAAACAACAGAAGAGAAGUCAGAUGCGUUGCCAGAGAAGGCUGAGUCUGCCCCUCAGCCGAAAUCCGCGGCUGUUAAGAUCAUCAUGACCGUCUCGUCGGGCUUCUAUGUCCGUUCCUUGGCACAUGACCUGGGCAAGGCCGUUGGCAGCUGUGGACUGAUGAGUGAACUCAUCCGGACCCGUCAGGCAGAUUUCGAACUUGGUGCUGACAAGGUACUUGAGUAUCGGGAUCUGGAGGCUGGUGAAGAGGUUUGGGGACCCAAGGUACAGCAGUUCUUGGAACAGUGGGAGAAGAAAAGGGCGGCCGAGGCCACUGUCGAUCAAAACUAA
Molecule: messenger RNA, 1242 nt
Organism: Aspergillus nomiae NRRL 13137
Lineage: Eukaryota; Fungi; Ascomycota; Eurotiomycetes; Eurotiales; Aspergillaceae
Product: pseudouridine synthase PUS4
Exons: 2
Coding region: 1-1242 (413 amino acids)
Biological process (GO): mRNA pseudouridine synthesis; tRNA modification
Cellular component (GO): mitochondrion
Molecular function (GO): RNA binding; pseudouridine synthase activity
Source: RefSeq, a predicted model, not a curated record